Paraglomus brasilianum is the source of this 885-nucleotide messenger RNA. The record is from the annotation of a GenBank genome assembly. NCBI's taxonomy places the organism in Eukaryota, Fungi, Glomeromycota, Glomeromycetes, Paraglomerales, Paraglomeraceae.
AUGUCCAAUAAAGACGCAGAGGAAGUAAAAGAAGGAUUAGAAGAGGCUAUGUCAUCCGGUUUACUUUUGAAUUAUCCUUUGCUUGAUAUAAAAGUUACUUUAUUAGAAGGAAAAAGGCAUAUGGUAGAUACCAAACCAGGUGAUUUCAAAAAUGCGGCAGUUUUAGCCUUCCGAGGCGAUGGAGUAGCCGAAAAAGAAAAAAGAAUUCAAGAAAUGGGAGUAGUUUUAUUGGAACCAAUUAUGCAAGUAGAAGUAAUUAUUCCUAAAGAUUAUAUAGGAGAUGUUUUGGCUAAUCUUGGUUCACGCCGAACAAUAAUUGAAAACACGGAAGAAAAAGAAGGGGAAAGUUAUAUUACCGGUAAAACUCCCCUCAAAGAAAUCCUCAAUUAUUCGACUACUUUACGGCAAUUAACCAAGGGCCGCGGCACUUAUUCCAUGUAUUUAUCCCAUUAUCAGGAAGUUCCUGCUGAGGUGUUAGCAGAAAUAUUAAAAGAAGAAAAAUUCAAGGAAAAGGGAGAGACAUCAGAAGAGUUUAUAAGGAAAUUUAUCUACUUGUAUGAAGAUUAUACCAAAAUUGUCGAACAAGUUAAAGAUAAGUUGAAUCAAGAAAAUUCCCCUAACUCACCAGGCAAAUCAAAUCACAACUCAAAAAAUCUUCGUAUCAGCAAAUUAGAUCAAGAAAAGAAGCAAUUGGAAAGAGAAAAAAAAGAAUUAGAGGAAAAAUUAGCCGAACAAGGAUUAGGUUCAGACGAGAAAAAAAGUAAAGAAUUAGAACUGGAUAACAUUCGCAGAUUGCUGGAAGAAAAUGGGAAAAGGCGGGAAAAAUUAAAUGGAAAAGGAGAUAAACCAGUUAACUCUCAAAAAGAUAACAUUAAACUUAAUUGA